Molecule: messenger RNA, 2551 nt
Organism: Cyclopterus lumpus (lumpfish)
Lineage: Eukaryota; Metazoa; Chordata; Actinopteri; Perciformes; Cyclopteridae
Gene: prepl
Product: prolyl endopeptidase like
Exons: 15
Coding region: 202-2364 (720 amino acids)
Biological process (GO): proteolysis
Cellular component (GO): cytoskeleton; Golgi apparatus
Molecular function (GO): serine-type endopeptidase activity
Source: RefSeq, a predicted model, not a curated record
CGUGUACAGAAUUCGUUCGCCCGACUGUCAACGGUUCGCCGACUGCAGGAUGAGUCGAUUAAUUAACCAAACAAUAAAUAUUUAAUAUCGAAAUGCUUAUUUGUCAUUUGAAAACUGUAAAACGCUCAUUACCAGGCAGGUGGCUUCUUAACAAAAAACACACAAAUGCAGCCAACGAUUAACGUAAAGUAAGUCUUUGUAAUGGCCAUUCUCUCUCUGCUGCGCUCACCGGCUCGUCUCGUUACACCGUCUCGGUUACGGUUUUGGGAGCCUCUCGGGAGUUUCUCGCUGUCCGCCCAACGUUGCUGCGCGUCGGACACUUCAAACUCGUCAGUUGAUCAUCUCAGCUCUGGAAUCGAGAGGUACAAGGACUUGCAGAAGUAUUUCAACAGGAGACUGAAGGCGACGUACCGCAAGUUCUCCAACGUACCCGAUCACUCGCUGGUCUGUGGACAUCACCAUGAGUAUUUCAUUGAGAGUGAUGGCAUCUACAGAACUGACCAGAGACAGAGUGAGCCGGUGCCAGAGCAGGUGCUAAAUCUAGGACACGUCUCUGUAAAGGAGACGGAGACGGGACUUGAUAAUGAAGACAGGAAGCAGAGGAUUCAGUGGACUGUCCAGAGAAUACGUCUGUCCCCACAGGAAAAGCAUCUGGCUGCAACACUAAAAACUACUCACAGGGAAGAGCCCAGGUGUGUGGUUGUGAGACUUGGAAAGAGAAAUGCCUCACCUGUGGAUCCCCCACGCAUCGUAUUCACGCUGGACAAAGUCUUGAGCUUUGAGUGGGCCACAGACGAGGUCCUGUUUUACACAACCCUGGAGGGUCUACGCUGCAGCAGAGCGUUUCGGCUGGACCUGACCUCCAGCGGAAGCGGGAUAACUUCUGUGUAUGAGGAGACGCAUCCUGAUGUGUUUGUGGAGGUCGCCCUUUCAAGAGACAGACAGAUACUGAGCAUCAACUGCAGCAGCAGGACCAGUUCAGAGGUGCUGCUGAUUGAUACGACGGCAUCCCAUUUGGAGCCCUUCCUGGUUCAGCCACGCCAGCUGGACCUCCUGUACCACGUGGAGCACUGGAGAAAGUGUCUGAUUAUACUGACUAAUACAGGGCCUGGACAAGAAUAUCAGGUUGUGCAGGCCCCUCUCUCAGAGCCACACAUGGUCUCUUGGGUGCCUUUGUUUGCCCCCGGCCCCGGCACUGCAAUCAAAGACAUGGAUGUGGUCGGCGACCACUGUGUGUUAGUUGCGAGAACACCAGCCGGUGAGCUCAUCCUGGUCGUGGUCCCGCUGACCCAUCCCAAAGAGGCAUACACUGUACAGCUCCCCUCCUGGGCCUGUGCCAUCCAAACCAAGAAACCAGGUGUGGCAGACCAACGCAGUGUGUUUGAGUUCUUGAUUUCAUCUCCAGUCCACCUCCCGGUGUCCUACUGUCUAUACCCUGAGGACGGGCUAUUUUUAUCAGGCACCAAAGACGGGACCUCCCCGGAGAGCCAGGGAAACUAUACCACCACACGCUUAGAGGCCUGCAACCAAGAUGGUACCUUGGUGCCGCUGACACUGUUUCAUUCAAAACCCGUGGAGAGUUUGCGUCAGGCGCCACUGCUGGUCCAUGUCUACGGAGCUUAUGGCCGAGAUCUCAACAUGGACUUCUGCCCAGAGAAAAGGCUGCUACUGGAGCAGGGCUGGACUCUGGCCUACUGCCACAUCAGAGGUGGAGGAGAGCGCGGCCUGUUCUGGCAAAGACAAGCUCGUGUCGAGGGAAAGCAGAGAGGAGUGGAGGACCUCCGAGCCUGCCUCAAUCACCUUUUCUCCUUAGGAGCCUCAUCUCCUUCACUCACUGCCCUCACAGCCUGCAGUGCUGGGGCUGUGCCAGUGGGAGCGCUGUGCAACAGACACCCACACAUGAUGCGGGCUGUUACGCUGCAGGCUCCUUUCCUGGAUGUGUUGGGAACUAUGGAGGAUCCCAGCCUGCCUCUAACUUUGGAGGAUAGAGAGGAAUGGGGGAACCCAGGAGGAAACCCAAACCAUAGACUCACCAUCUCCUCCUACUGUCCCCUUCACAACAUUACCCCUCAGUCCUACCCCUCGAUUCUGCUGACGGCCUACAGCGGUGAUGCCAGGGUUCCUCUGGCAGGCGUCCUCAGAUACACCGAGCAGUUAAAAAACGCCAUUCAUACACACUUCACCGGGAAUCCAAAGUCCGAAUGUAAACCAGCACCGAACGUAGUUCUGAAUAUUCAACCUGGAUCAAAUCACCAUGGACCAGAUGACUUUGAGUUGAUGCUGGAGGAGGAAGCCCUCACGCUGGCAUUCCUGUACACAGAGCUGGGCCUGGACCCUCGGCCUCCACGCAGGAGGAAGAGAUAGCACAGCAAUGACCUAAAUAUAUACCAUUAUGAUGACACAAUGGUGCCCAAAUCAAUAACAGUGAAUGUAUCUGCAAUGGUCCUCUUUUUUUUUUUUUACAUGACACAAAUAUUGUACAGAAGAGACGUGAAAAAAAGAAUCUUGAAACGUUUGAUUGCUGCUGUGAACUUUAAUAAUUGAGUGGCAU